CCUCGAGAUGCAGGUCAGUCGACAUGUUCGGUAAGAAGGCGCUUGUUGCGCUUGGAAAGCAAGAGGCUGAUAUUUUCCUUCAUCGUGGACAGUCUCUGCUUAUGUAGUCUUACAACUGGUCGUUGUUGAGGUAUACUGCAAUAUCAUGCGCCGCAUUCGCGAGUCAGAGCAGUCGGAGUACAGUGGUCCGGUUCAAUCAGAGAACAAAGUUUCUGUCGUGUGCUUGGUAUUCAACUUACCUUGUCUUCCCCCGCGAGGAAGGUUACUCGUGCCCCAUUGUCGCGUUAGUGCAUGGAGAAAGAUGGGGCGUUGACGAAAUGCAAGGUCGGACUUCUGUCGUCCGAACCCCACGAGUCGGCACUAUGCUGAUCGGACUGAGUUUUGUGUUCAUGCUGCAUUCACCCUCGAAAGACAUAUUGGAUCUCGUUUCCCGUAAUUGAGUCGCUCGUCAGCUCACUCUUAUUCAUAGCUCCAAAUAUGGCGAACGACUUGGAGACGGGUAGUCCUGCCGUGCCUAUUCCUAACCUAGUUAGUCGUGUCGAAAAGCUUCUACAUUGCCAAGCUUCCAACCCCCGUCAGCGUGUACUUGUUGCUCUCGCAGGUGUUCCUGGAUCUGGGAAAUCAACUGUAUCGCACGCAUUGCUGCACGAACUCGCUGGAUGCGGCAUCGAAAAUGUUGCAGUUGUGCCGAUGGAUGGCUUCCACUACACUAAAAAGGUCCUCUCGACGUUCGACAAUCCUGCGACUGCAUUCCAAAGGCGCGGUGCUCCAUUCACAUUCGAUGCGGAUGCUUUUCUGAGUCUUGUCACGACGCUGAAAUCAACGCCUGUCACAGCAGAUAACGAACCUGAGCAGCCUAUGUAUGCACCCAGCUUUGACCAUGCCGUCCAGGAUCCCGUCGAAAACGACAUUCUCAUCUCUUCGCGAAACCGCAUCGUAAUUGUUGAAGGCAACUACACACUUCUCAACCAAAAACCGUGGAAUGAAAUCCCAAGUCUUUGCGAUGAAAGGUUGGUACUUGACUGCCUGAGGAAUACCGCCCGACUAAAUACCUUCAGAUGGUUUGUCGAUGUUUCCCCUGAAGUUGUGAGAGAUCGAAUUGCGGCACGUCAUGUCGCUGCAGGUAUCGAAUCCACAUACGAAGCAGCCGUCCAGCGAGCAGAGACGAACGACAUACCGAACGGCGAGAUGAUACGGUCGCUUCUGAUCAAACCUGAUGUCACCAUCCAGAAUUGAAGUCCCCAGCUUUUUCAAGGCCAGCCCCUGACAGCGGUUGCGUCAGGUUAAGAAACCGUUGUUGGUCAGGUCCCAGUCAAAAGAGUUGAAUAACUCGUUCGACUCGACAGACCAGGGGAAACUGCUCAAAGCGUCGCGGUCCAAUUGUGGUACGUCUUGGAAGACGCCAGCAUCGAUGUCAUCAAUAGUGAUGACCUGGUCGAGGAUGGCGACGCAACGGGCCGAAAGAGAGUCUUCAACGAGGUGGUCUCGAAAUGUACUUCUCGCGAGGCGGACCGCUUGGUGCCAAAUUGACAUUUCGGGCGACUGCGGAAAGCUGAUGAUACAUAAGCUCAUCACCAAUGCUGCAUGGAA
Didymella exigua CBS 183.55 is the source of this 1590-nucleotide messenger RNA. Its product is annotated as nicotinamide riboside kinase. Gene Ontology annotation, cellular component: cytoplasm. Lineage: Eukaryota; Fungi; Ascomycota; Dothideomycetes; Pleosporales; Didymellaceae. The transcript is spliced from 2 exons. The record is from RefSeq and is a predicted model, not a curated record. Bases 478 to 1236 code for a protein of 252 amino acids.